This is a messenger RNA of Aplysia californica (California sea hare), 2649 nucleotides long. RefSeq lists its product as uncharacterized. The transcript has 3 exons. The record is from RefSeq and is a predicted model, not a curated record. The coding region runs from base 1 to 2649 and encodes 882 amino acids. Lineage: Eukaryota; Metazoa; Mollusca; Gastropoda; Aplysiida; Aplysiidae. Gene Ontology annotation, molecular function: nucleic acid binding.
AUGCAGAAAGAGAAUCAAGAGAACAGCUUUAUGUGCGAGCAGUGCUACAGAAAGUUCGAUACCUGGCGAGGGCUGAGAGUGCACCAGGGAAAAGUCUGUUUAAAGAAGAGAAGACAGUGCAGAUCGUCAGAUUGUAAGACGCGAAGCAAAUCAUCCCAGGAUGAAAACCACAGCGGAGCGAUUAGUGCUUCAGUCGACUCUCCUUUCACCCUGUCUCAGCAAGAGAUGGAACAGCAAACGGAACCAGGGUUACGGAAACCCAGAAUACUGUGGCCUGCUGCUAACGAGAAGGCAAAAUACAAGACGUUAGAAGAAGAAGUCCAGAAGAAAUUGAAAGAAGUCAAAAAGAGUUCUAACAGAGGGGAUGCUAAAGAAAUAUUGAGUGCGUUUGCGACCAUUAUCUAUGACUCGGCAAUAAAAGAGUUUGGUAUUUGUGAAGGAAAGAAAAAGACGGAGAAGAAAAGUGGAUUGAGUAGAAGGCAGAGAGUACUUGCACAGCUAAGAAAACAGAAACGAGACUUGCAAAAGCAGAAAAAGUACGCACCACCAGAAGAGAUAGAAGGCCUAAGAAUCUUGUUUGAAGAUCUUAAGAAAAAGAGCAGAGACCUACAGAGGCACGAAAGAAGGUGUACCAGGAGAAAAGAGAGAAAAAGGGAACGUGAACAAUUUCUGAAGAAUCCUUAUGAAGCAGCAAAAAAACUGUUCACAGAGGCACGGAGUGGUAAAUUGGAAUGUACGAAAGAGGAACUCGAUGCUUAUGUUAAGCAGACGUACAGCGAUUCAAGAAGAGAAGAACCGCUUCCUUAUAUGAGAGGCCUGAAGCGUCCAGCUGCCCCCGUCGUCAAAUAUUACCUGGGACCAAUUAGAGAGAAAGAAGUAGAUGAGUUCGUAAAAAAAGCAAGAGCAAAAAGUGCACCUGGAGGAGAUGGCGUGUCUUAUAAGGUGUUCAAGUAUUGCUACACGCUGGGACACACCCUCUUUGAGAUGCUAAGAGGCCUUUGGAAAGACAAAGAAAUCGUCAAAGAUUGGUGCAGAGCGGAGGGCGUGUAUCUACCCAAAGAACAGAAUGCAAAGGAGAUAGGACAGUUCAGACCUAUUUCAAUCAUCAACGUGACGUGCAAGAUCUUUAUGGGAAUACUUGCAAAGAGGACUGUAGCAUAUUUGCAAAGUAACGGCUAUGUGGAUGAAACGGUACAGAAAGCCGGGGUACCAGGGAUCCCAGGCUGCAUCGAGCAUGCUUUCACCAUUUGGGACACAAUCCAAGAGGCCAAGAAAAACAAGGAAAGUUUAAACGUAGUGUGGUUGGAUCUGGCGAAUGCCUACGGGUCUGUUCCCCAUAAAUUGCUGAUGAAGGCAAUGGAUUUUUUCUACGUCCCACAAGAGGUGCAAAACAUUAUGAGAGGAUACUAUAGUAACUUCCAGAUGCGAUUCUCAACCGCAAAUUUCACAACGGAAUGGCACCGACUAGAGAUUGGGAUUGCAGCUGGCUGCUCUAUAUCGGUCAUCUGGUUCAUCCUGGUAAUGGAGAUGCUACUGAGAUCUGCAGAAUGCUGUGAAGAAGAAGCAAAGGUGAGAUCACCAAAGAAAGCCUUUAUGGAUGAUGUGACCCUACUGACAAGAGAUGGAGACACAAUGCAAAGUGUGUUGAAUCGGCUCGAUAAGCUUAUCACCUGGGCCAGGAUGAAGUUUAAAGCUAAAAAGUCUAGAAGCCUGACUAUUAACAAAGGAAAACAGAAGCAACUGAAGUUCACAAUUGCAGGGGAGCAAAUGCCCACAGUAAAAGAACAACCCGUGAAAAGUUUGGGUCGGUGGUACUCAGGAACUCUGUCUGAUAGGAGUCAAGGCGUGGAAAUCAUGAAGCAGGCUGAAAAUGGGCUGAAAGCAAUUGACCAGACAAAGCUUCCAGGAAAGCACAAGAUAUGGUGUCUACAGUUUGCCCUCUACCCUCGAUUGGCGUGGCCACUGACAAUGUAUGAAGUUGCUUUGUCAAGAGUUGAGAUGAUCGAAAGAAAGUGUAACAGCUACAUCAGGAAGUGGCUGGGGCUACCCCGUACCAUUAACACGUCAUCCCUGUACAGACAUAGAGGUGCGCUUCAACUACCUCUCACGUCAAUUGUGGAGAUCUACAAAGCAGGAAAAAUUAUGAACGCUCAAAAAUCAGUUUCCAAUUGCAAGAUUCAUGUCUCCGACGAGUCCCGGUUCUCUUUGCAUCACAAUGACGGCCGUAUCAGGGUUUGGAGGCGACCCGGAGAGCGGCUCCUCGAUGGAGCCGUCAGAGAAGUGAUGCCUUUUGGAGGUGGUUCCGUGAUGGUAUGGGGUGCUUUCAGUCUGAACCACAGAACACCUCUGUACCAAGUGCUAGGGAAUCUCACUGCAAUACGUUACCGAGAUGAGAUACUCCGUCCAUUAGCACUACCUACUCUGCAGCAGAUGGGGCCACACGCAGUGUACCAGGAUGACAACGCCCGACCUCAAAGAACGUUGCUUGUCCAAAACUUCAUGCAGCAGGCUGACAUCAACCGAAUGGACUGGCCGGCCUGCAGUCCGGACUUGAAUCCAAUAGAAAACCUCUGUGAUGAGCUGCUACGUCGAGUCAGAGACAACCACACCCCUCCAGGAGACGCGCAGCAACUGUUUCAGAUGCUGUAG